GAGCAUUCAGAUUUUGGAAGGGUGUGGAAAUGUGUUUCAGAACUGAUCCCUGGAAUUAGCAGUCUUACUUUUGAGAAGAGACCUGGGAGAAUUGGGCAUUGCAGACUGCUGCAGUCUUAGCUGAAAGGUUACCUUGUGGAGGAAUACAAGAUAGUUUCUGAUUCGUCAAUUGAUAAGGAUGUCUAGUGAUCGUGCUCUACUAAAUCGAUUGGAGCAGAGGGCUGUCGAGGCAGACCAGGUCAUUGAAUACCUUAAACAGCAAGUGGCAUUACUUAAAGAGAAAACAAUCCUACAGGCAUCCCAAAGAGAAGAAAAGCGACUUCGGGUUGAAAAUGCUAAGUUAAAGAAGGAAAUUGAGGAUUUAAAGCAGAGUCUCAUUGAAGCGGAGAUCCGUAAUGGAGUGAAACAAAUUCCACAUCCAACAGAGACUUCAGUUCAGUCCACUCCUGCAACAUGUUUGCCUCCACAAACCCAAGUGACUACGGCAAGUGCAAAUGCAAAAACAGCAGAAGUGAAUGAAGAGAAGAAAAAGAAAGAUAAACCAGACAAAAAACAAGAUAAAAAAGGAGAAAAGAAAGAGAAGAAACAGACAAUGGGAGGUGGCGAUGAUUCCAAACCAAUUGACGUUUCUCGUUUAGACCUGCGCAUUGGGCGUAUCAUCACUGCUAAAAAGCACCCUGAUGCUGACUCCCUCUAUGUGGAAGAAGUUGAUGUUGGCGAAACAAAUCCAAGAACUGUUGUCAGUGGACUGGUGAAACAUAUAUCCAUUGAAGAGAUGCAAAAUCGACUGGCGGUAAUGCUGUGCAAUCUCAAACCAGCUAAAAUGCGGGGAGUAGUCUCACAGGCUAUGGUGAUGUGUGCAAGCUCACCAGAGAAAGUUGAAAUCUUGGAUCCUCCAUGUGAUGCCCUCCCUGGAGAUCGAGUAACUUUUGAAAACUAUCCUGGUGAACCUGACAAGGAGCUAAAUCCAAAGAAGAAAAUAUGGGAUCAAAUUCAGCCUGAUCUAAGCACAAAUGAAGAAUGUAUUGCCACAUACAAAGGAACCCCAUUUGUGGUGAAAGGAAAGGGUGUUUGCAAGGCUCAGACAAUGGCUAACAGUGGAAUCAAAUAAAUUAUUAUUUCUGUAAAGUUAAUGAGUGUCUAAUAUUGCAAAAAAACAAUAAAUACUUGAAAGCAUUGCGACCUCAAAUUAUUUGUAAUUGUGCUUAUAUAUUCCAUGUGUUGCAAAUAUAACUGGUGUAAUAUCUAAGAAAUGGUUCCUUAAGGUUGUUGUAGCUGGGGAGGCAGUGGGGAUAAGCUCCCACUACCUGUUAAAUGCUCCUCAUGGCAUGCAUCUCAAAUAGUCUGACAACCAAGUCUAGCUCCUGGAAAUGGACGGUUGACUUUUCAGAUUGAGACCUUUCUUCUGGACUGAAUUAUAUAUCUGAAUAAUAUACAGUACUUACCUUUUGAAGAAAUAUCAUUGAACCUUAAACAUUAAAUAUGUUUCUCCAUGUUUGUUGCCUGCUAAUUUCUAACAUCUAUAUUUUUGCAAGAUUGGCAUCUGCCGUCUUUUUUUAAUGCUAUCUAUUCUAUCUAUUUUCAGUGAAAUAAUUUUGUGGUGUAACCCUUGAAUACAUCUUAUUGUCUUUCAUUAACUGCAGCAAAUAAAGUCUUCUAAGCAAAAAAUAAUAUUU
Messenger RNA from Mobula hypostoma (lesser devil ray), 1676 nucleotides. It is a transcript of the gene aimp1a, whose product is annotated as aminoacyl tRNA synthetase complex interacting multifunctional protein 1a. The coding region runs from base 179 to 1111 and encodes 310 amino acids. The transcript is spliced from 7 exons. Gene Ontology annotation, molecular function: tRNA binding. NCBI's taxonomy places the organism in Eukaryota, Metazoa, Chordata, Chondrichthyes, Myliobatiformes, Myliobatidae. The record is from RefSeq and is a predicted model, not a curated record.